Molecule: messenger RNA, 2072 nt
Organism: Oncorhynchus mykiss (rainbow trout)
Lineage: Eukaryota; Metazoa; Chordata; Actinopteri; Salmoniformes; Salmonidae
Biological process (GO): regulation of transcription by RNA polymerase II
Cellular component (GO): nucleus
Molecular function (GO): DNA-binding transcription factor activity, RNA polymerase II-specific
Source: RefSeq, a predicted model, not a curated record
CUGUCACAGUGAAAGAGGAAGAGGGGAUAGAGGCUGUCACAGUGGAAGAGGAAGAGGGGAUAGAGGCUGUCACAGUGAAAGAGGAAGAGGGGAUAGAGGCUGUCACAGUGAAAGAGGAAGAGGGGAUAGAGGCUGUCACAGUGGUAGAAGAUUUUAGAAUAAAAAAGGAGGAAGAGGAUGUUACAGUCCAAGAAGUGAACGAGCCUUUUGGGGUGAAAAGGGAAGAGGGGGUAGAGGCUGACACAAUGGAAGAGGAGGUGGUAGACGCUUUCAGAAUUAAAAAGGAGGAAGAGGAGGCUAUCACAUUGAAAGAAGAAGAGGAUGUUAUUACAGUGAAAGAAGAGAAAGAACCCUUUGGAGUAAAAGAGGAAGAGGAGGCUAUCACAUUAAAUGAAAAUGAGGAUGUUCUAAUGGAAGAAGAGGAAGAACCUGUUGGAGUGGAAGAGAAGGUUAUCUCAAACGAGGAAGACGUUUUGGGAGUAAAAGAAGACGGGGAUGAGGAGGACGAGCCUGAAGAUCCGAAUAACACCAGAGAGAGGCCAGACUCUCACUCUGACAGCGGGAAGAGUCCUUCAAGGGAACCAGACCCAGAGACGCCCAAACCAGCGGGACGACACCACACCUCCCAUUGUGGAAAGAGUUUUAAGAGGUUAUGGACACUAAAAGAGCAUGGGAGAACACACACAGGAGAAAAGCCUAACCACCGCUCAGACUUUGGGAAGAGGUUUUGCCAGAUAGACAGCCUGAAACGACAUAAGAGAACACACACAGGAGAAAAUCCUCACCACUGCUUCCAGUGUGGCAAGAGUUUUACCCGUUUAUGUUACCUGAAAAUACAUGAGCGAAUACACUCUGGAGUGAAGCCUCAUCACUGUUCCCAAUGUGGACAGCGUUUUACCCAUUCAGGGAGCCUGAAAAAACACGAGAAAACACACUCAGCAGAGAAGACCUACCACUGCUCCCAGUGUAGAAAAAUAUUUAUCAGUUUAUGGUACCUGAGAACGCAUGAGAGGGCACACACAGGAGAGAAGCCAUAUCACUGUUCCCACUGUGAAAAGAGUUUUACCCAGUUAGGGAACCUAAGAACACAUGAGAGGGUACACACAGGAGAGAAGCCGUACCACUGUUCCUAUUGUGAAAAGAGUUUUACAUGGUGGGGGUGCCUGAAAAAGCAUGAGUGGAUACACACGCGUGAAAAGCCCUACCAGUGCUCCUUGUGUGGAAAGAGUUUUACCCAGUUAGGAAACCUGAACCAGCAUGAGAGGACACACACAGGAGGGGAUAAGGCCUACCACUGCUCCCAGUGUGAAAAGAGUUUUACCCGGUUAAGGCAUCUGAAUAAGCACGAAAGAAUACAUACACAGGAGGAGAAGACAUACCACUGCUCUCAAUGUGGAAAUACAUUUUCCCAGUCAGAGGACCUGAAAUCACAUGAGAGAAUAGAGAGGCUGUGUUCUGACUUAUUUUUUGAUUGAGAAUUGUGUUUUUGUUUAUGCCACACUAAACCAAAUUGUAUGUAUGAAAGCUUUCGAAAAAAAGAAUAGGUCUACUUUUUAAUUUUUUUUAUCGAGACCAUGAUCAUAUAUAUAAAAAAUCUGAUAUUAACAUUUUGAUUUGAUUAGGAACUUUGAUUGAUUGGAUAGUAUCAAGCCUUUAGAUGUUCAUUUUAUAUGAUUUUUGGGAUAUUUCAAAAUGUAAAUAAUGAAGUAGAUUUAUUGGAAGUUGCAUUUCUUUUGUUUUAACCUUUAAUCUCGUUUCAUUUCGUUCAUUUGUCUACGAUUCAUCAUCAAGCUAAAAGUUGUAUGAAAAUGUGACGACGUAGUUCUGAUGACGUUAAGUCGUUGACAUGAAAAAACAUUCACUACCUCGUGAAUAUUCCCAUUGGUAUUAUUCCACCGUGUCAGAGAGAACUCGGGUGUUGAUUGUAAAAAAGGAUUUGAUUAAUGCAAAAUAUUGUGUUUGAAAAUGUUUUAAUGUGGAACACCAAUAGAUCAUUAUAUACAUCUACAUGAUGUAUUGUUAUACCAUGUAGGAGCAGUAUAGACCUAGUCUGUUCAUUAUAUACAUGAUGU